AUGAAGUGUACUAAAUGUCAGAUUGAUAAAUUAUCUAAAGAAUUUCCGGUCGAUACUAUUGGCCGAAAGUGUAUUCAUAUUCCUACUCAUUGUUUAAAGUGUUUAAUAAAACACUUUGAUGUUCAAAAGGCUCAACAAAAAUGUCCUGAAUGUGAAGUGAUUAUUUCAAAACAUGAGAUUAAAGAAUUAAAUCUAGCUUGGGAAAAAGCACUAUUUAGGAUUAGUCUUAAGAAUAUUUCGGAAAUUAAGACGAAAAAUAAAAAUAAUCCAGAUCAAAAUGGUGAAAAUAAUACAGCAAAAGGAAAUGUCUAUGUGAUUUUACUGAAUGGUACAAAAUUAACUUUUAAAUUGGAAGAUCUUAAUACUGUUGCGGAUUUAAAAGAAGCUAUAGAAAAACAAACUAAGGUUAGGAUUAAUAAACAAAAAUUAAGUUAUAAAGGCGCUGAAUUGAAAACUUUUUCAGAUCAAGGAACCAAAAAUCCAUUAUCUGAUUAUUCAAUAGUUCCUGAAAGUCAUAUCCAACUUAUGGUUUUAUUAUAUUCUAUUUCAAAAGAAUUAUCUAUUAAUGCAUUAACUUUUGAUUUAUUCUGGGGAUAUCCAACAACCGGAAGUGAUUUUCUGGACGGCACUUGUAUGCUUUAUACAGGAAUUGGAUCAGAGAGUCAGCAUUAUCGAACUUUUGACUAUGCUGCUACAAGAUUUAGUGAUAUUCCCAAUAUUUCGCAUUCUGGUGAUAUUAUGGACCAUAUUAAUCAAAGAGGACAUCAUUGUAUUACAGCAAAUUUAGCAUCAAUGCCUCCUGAUGUUACAAAAUUAUAUUUCAUUUUGAGCGCAUAUAAUUCACCGAAUAUUGGAUGUUUUCCGAACCCUUCAUUUAAUAUGUUUGACCCUUCAAAUCCUGAUGCACAACUAUGUUCUUAUACUAUACAAUCCGCUGCUGACUCGCAAGCAGUCAUAAUGUGCGUAGUUGAAAAAAAUGAUAUAAAUAGUUGGAAUGUAUUUGAAAUUGGUAAAUUAUCUGCCGGUAACGCGAUGAAUUAUCAACCAAUUCUAAAUACUAUUAAUGGUAUAAACCAAUAUUAA
Rhizophagus irregularis DAOM 181602=DAOM 197198 is the source of this 1083-nucleotide messenger RNA. RefSeq lists its product as uncharacterized. Lineage: Eukaryota; Fungi; Glomeromycota; Glomeromycetes; Glomerales; Glomeraceae. The record is from RefSeq and is a predicted model, not a curated record. Gene Ontology annotation, molecular function: protein binding.